AUGCACCAUCCUUCCAGCCUCUUCCUCCUGGCGGGGACCCUUCUCCUCUUGCACCAGCUCCCUCUUGCACCUGCCAAGCUCAUUGUGGGUGAGUGGCGCCUCCCCUUUCCCUUCAGCGCUCUAUUCUCUUUAAACCAGCCCUUCCAAGUGUCCCCCAAUGCUCAGGGGUGACCCUGUUAACCUGCCUUGUCUCUCCUCAUCAUUAGCCUGGCCUUUUCUCCUGACACGUUUUUGAUUUUAUCAACCAACUAUGUUAAUAAGUCCAUUUUUAUCCUUUGUUGCAGGGCCCCUAAAAGGCAUGGGGCUCAUAGGUCAGUGCCUACUCUGCCUAUUUGGUCAUCUGGCACAGCUUUCCUUUAAUUGUGGCCACCAGCCUUCCUUCCCCUUUUGCAGCAGGGGGAAAAAGAAUAUGCUAGCUAUGCUAGUCUGCAUCAACAGAGGUCUGGUGUCCAGAUGAAGGGAAGGAAAAGUACCACCCUUUUCUGCCUUUGUUGGACCCCCACCUACAGCACUGUGUCCAGUUCUGGGUGCCACAGUUUAAGAAGGAAGUGGACAAGCUGGAACAUGUGCAACUGAGAUGAUCAAGGGUCCUCAAACCAAGCCUUAUGAGGAACAGUUGAGGGAGCUGGGUAUGAUUAGCCUGGAGAAGAGGAGACUGACAGGUGAUCCCAGAGCAACCUUCAAAUAUCUGAAGGGAUGCCAGAUGGAUGAUGGAGGGGUAGGAUCCGAACCAAUGGUGACAAGAAAGGAGAUUCCUAAACAUUAAGGAGAACUUUCUGAGAGUAAGAGAUGUUUGACAGUGGGACAGACAAGGUGGUGGGCUUCAACUUUUGCCUGGUCAAAAAUGAGCCACACAAAUAACUCUGGGUGUUCAUUGGCCUUAGGAACACAGGAAGCUGCUCUUCCUGUCAGUCCAUGGAAUCAUAGAAUUGUAGAGUUGGAAGGGACCUCAAGGGACCUCUAGUCCACCCCCUGCAAUGCAGGAAUCUCAGCUAAAACAUCCAUGCCAGUUGGCCAUCCAACCUCUGCUUAAAAACCUUCUCCCAAGGGAGACCAUACCACUGUCAAACAGCUCUUACCCUCAGCAAGUUCUUCCUUCAUCGGAAUCUCCUUUCUACACCACCCUGAGUGGCCAGUGCCUUUCUAGGGUGUCAGGCAGCUAAUUGUCCAGUAUUUCAUUGAGACAUAUUGUUGCACUGUGAAAUAUCCAGAAGUCUCUGGCGACAGCAAACCAACUGCAUUUCUGGUGGCAUUUGAGUCUGUUGAGGUGGCCAAGUGAAAGGAGAUGCAGGGUCUGCUCCUGCACCUCCAACCCUGAUGGAGAAAGGGGGGCUUCAGCGGGCGACACCAGGCUGCACAACUCUUUGAGACGCAACUUACAGUACGCUUCUGACUUCCUCUAAGAACCUCAUGCAUGUGUCUCCCUGCAGCUUCAUCAGGGGGCUUGAUCCUCACUGGGACACAAUGCCACCAAAGCCUGUUUCGAAUGGCAGAUAGGGUGGUGCUACCUGCUGGGCUUUUGUGGUAAGACAGGAGAAAUACUUUCAGCCCAAUCUGAGAAUCAUAGAAUUGUAGAUUUGGAAGGAAUUCCAAGGGGUUUCCAGUCCAUCUCCCUGCAGUGCAAGAAUCACAGCUAAAUAAUUCCUGACCAGUGACCAUCCAACCCCUUUUAAAAAACCUCCCCCCCAAAAAAGCCUUCUUAGAAAGUCCAGUCCACUGCUCAACAGUUCUUACUGUCAGAACUUUCCCCCUAACAUUUAGCCAGACCCUCCUUUCUUGUCAUCUGAAUCCAUCGAUUCAGGUCCUCUCCUCUGCAGCAGCAGAAAGCAAGCUGCGCUUGUGGGGCUGCCUUCAGAGGACUUUGCAAGUCUAUUGCUAGUGUUGCUCCUCCAACAUCAGAAGUUCUGGGCUCUAAAUUCUGUAUAUUGUUUUCGAUUCUGUUGCAUCUCUUCUUGUCCCGCAGAUAUCUGCAGACUUCCUCCUCAGAGAGGCAACUGUCUGGCCCUGUUCAUUCGCUGGUACUACAACCCGAGGGUCGGGAGGUGCCUGGUUUUUAUUUAUGGGGGCUGCUUAGGGAAUGCCAACAACUUCCACAGUCGCAGCGCCUGUGAACGGCGGUGCAUGCGCCCAGGUAAGACCCCGAGACAAAUGCUCAGGUGGAGGCGGAGGGAGGAGCCAAAGAUUUUCAGCCAAAAUCAUUGGAAUAAGUGGAGCUGUGAGAAUAAGAGGGUUGGACCAAGAAGAGAGGUCCUCGUGCUGAUCAGGAACAGGUAAAGAAACAUGAAGCAGAGAGCAGGAAUAUUUGGAGGGAUGUAGAAAGUGGGGUCCCCAAGGAUUGGCGUUGGGACCUGAACUUGUUGACAUGUUCAUAAGUGGCCUAGAAUUAGGGGGGAGCAGUGAGUUUGCUGAUGGUAGUUUCAGAAUUAAGAAGCGAUUGUGAAGAGCUCCAGAAGACCUCUCCAAACUGAGUGAAUGUGAGGUAAAAUGGCAAAUGCAAUUCAGUGUAAACAAGAGUCAAGUGAUUCACAUUUAAGACCACUCCAAAAUUGCAAUUGCACAUAGAUGUUCAUAGGGUCUGGACAGGUGGUGACUGACCAGGAGUAAGACCUAGAGGACAUAGCAAAUAAUUCAGUUAAGGUCUUGACUCAUUGGGCAGCAACUACAAAAAUGGCAGAUUCCAUCCUAGGGAUCACUAGGAAAUGAAUUGGAAAUAACAUGUUAAAUAUCAUGAUGCUGUUCAUUGUGGCUCCUGUCCAAUGACAGAGGUGUUUACUUGCAAGUAAAGAAAGUAAGCUUUUAGCACAGCAGUCCAACGAUACAAACUCAGCAGCUAGGAAAGAGCAGAGGAAAUGCAACAAUAAACCCAACAGGUUUCUCCUCCUCCCCACCAGUCUUUAAGCAGAGGUGGUGAAGGCUCAGCUACUCACAGAAAUCCCUGUCCCUGUGAGCCUUCCUGACCUGGAGGCAAGCUGUUUCCCAAGGUGGAGGGGGGAGUCUCCUUCCUAUUCUCUAUGUGUCACCUCUCCCUGAUAGGAAGCCCUUCUUACAUUUUGGAAAUUAAAGACUCAUGAACGCCAGGAGGGUCAACAGGAAGGUCUCUCAAUGCUGGCUGCAAAAGUCUCUGGCCCGGAGAGAGAGAGAAUGGCCACACACUGCAUGGGGUGGAAAGAAAAUGAUGGCAGGAAAAGUCACUGAAGCCAACAAGUGUUCUGAGACGUUUUGGGUUACUUAUCAUAAAUCAGCCCACAUAGUUUGCUUGUUAGGAAGGGCUUGCAGUUUCCCAGGGGGUCAUACCAGCGAAGGAGUCAGCCUGCCCCAUGUUCUCUUCCAGCAACAACUCUUCCAGUCAAGCCUGGCACAUGUCCUGCUCGGGUUGAAGGUGAGGUGAUGUGUGGCCAGUUCUGCUCCACGGAUGCCAGCUGCCCAGGGAAUGAGCGCUGCUGCCGGACCAUCUGUGGGCGACAGUGCCGGCUCCCUUCCGAAGGUAAGGGCAAAGGGAGGUUGCCGUUCUGGUUUCAGGGACCCUCGGACAGGAGAUGCCAGGAGAGAAGAAGACCAGCACCCAACUAAGGCGCCCUUGGCAACUCAUCUCCAUAGACCCUCUCAUCUUGUGCCAGGGAUGGGGAAAGUGUGGUCUUUGGGAUGUUGCUGGACUCUAGCUCCCGGCAUCCUCUGCAGCCAGCAUGGCCAAUGGUCAGGGAUGUGGGAAGUGGAGUCUAAAAACAUCUGGAGGGUUAGAGUUGUCCUCCGCGGCUGGAGGCAGAAAUAUUUCUGAAUCCCAGUUGCUAGAAACCACAAGAGGGGAGGGUGCUCUUGUGCUGGAGCCCUGCUUGCAGGCUGAGAUCUUGUUGGCCACUUUGAAAGCAGAAUGCUGCUCUGAUCCAGCAGCUUCCUCUUGCAUGUUCUUAGUGUCAUCAUGGCACAUCAGUCACAUACGAUCUGCCCAAAGGUUCUCUGUGGACUUUGCAGAAUCUCCUUCUGCCUUCCCAACUGUUGCUCCCUCUUCCUCCCCAGCCAUCCCCGGAUACUGCCCAAGAACGCAGCGCCGGCUGGACCGCCCCUGCUUGACCAGCUGCACAACUGACUUGGACUGUGGCUUCGGUCUCCACAUCCCAAGGAGGAAGUGCUGCAGAUACGGAUGCCACCAGCUGUGUGUAAAGGCUGAGGAAGGUACGGCUUUUCCAGCAAUGACAAAGAACAGCUGGGCGAUGUGUGAGAACCCAAUAAGAAUGAAAGAACAAAGUGGUUGGGUGCCACUCCCUGACUCUCCACUCCCAUGGAUGCCAAUGGGGAUGGGGGGGGGUAUCAUUCCGUUUGCAUUUAAAGGCAAAACAACCUAAUUCACACUUGCUGAACUAAGACACCAACCGAAAUGCAGCUCUCUGUUAAAGUUCACAAUUGUCUGGAUUUUGUGAUGCAACUCUGCAACAGAAAAUUCCUUACCGAAAGGAGAAGGGUGCAAAACAGUACAGUGGUACCUCUAGUUGAGGAUGCGAUCCGUUCCGGGGUGCUGUUUGCACCCCAAAAAGUCCACAACUAGAGCGGCACUUCUGUGCACGUGUGGAGCGUGAUAGAGUGGUUUUGCUCAUGUGCGAAGCAUGCAGAAUGCUUCUGAGCAUGCACAAAGCGUACAGAAUGCUUCUGCGUGUGCGGCGUGGCAAAGCCCGUUAGUAUACACUUCCGGGUUUGCUGCGUUCGCAACGUGAAAAUUCACAACGUGAAGCAAACGCAAGAAGAGGUAUGACUGUAGUAGAAAUAAUGUACAAAACUGCAGUGUAUCAGAGGGAAUUUCGUGCAAACAUUGGCAACAUUGCAUACCCCAGUUUUCAUGAACUGUUGUGCAAAGUGAUAGGGAAAUGGAGAGAAUGUUCAGGGUAAAGGAGAAAUAAGUUUGGAAAAGAGAAAGCCCACCCUGACAGAUUGCUCUAUCCUUCAGUAUCAAGAUGUGUUAUGGUUAAGGGCAGGGAAGAAACGAGAUUCAGCUCACAUUAAAAAUCAAGCCUCUUUCCUUCAUGCUUUCCAAAACAAUAUGCAAACUGAAACACAACCAUCCUACAAAAUUCACACAGCUCCCAAUUUUGCAAUACAGUUCUCCAACCAAGGAAUGUAAACAAAAAUGCAUAUGACAGGGUAAAGUGUGCAUUAAAAAGGCAUAGGUUUGUGAAAACAACAUACAUAAAUGUAUUGUAUUAAGGAAAUUUUUCUUUGCAAAAGCGUGUAUAUUAAGCAUUCCAGGCCUGAGUUGUGUGUGAGAGAGAGGGGACUACAUUUCCACCAUCCUGAUUUCAGAACCCUUAUUCUUGCAAAAAUGCUAGGUCUUGUGUCUGCAGCUCUGAAAGCCCAUUGAGAUCGUCAGGAGGAAGACGAUCAGUCUUCCUGGCAGCUGCUGGGAGGAAGGAGACUCAGAAUCUCCAUUGGGCUUUCUCAGCAAAAGUAUGGCUGGUUGUAGAGCCUCCUUGGUCAGGGGCAGUGUGCUUCUGCUUACCAGCUGCUGGAAAUGGAGGGCUGUUGCCCUCAGGUCCUGCUUGUGGGCUUCUCCAAUGAGGCAUCUGGUUGGGCACCAUGAGAACAGGAAGCUGGACUAGAUGGGCUCUUGGCCUGAUCCUACCACAGAGCUCCUCCUAUGUUCUUGACUAGGCUCAUGUCUCACUGGGCACCAACAAAGCUUCUCCUUGUAGAAUCAUGCAACUGUAGAGUUGGACAGCCAUCUAGUCCACACACACACACACACACACACACACACACACCGUGAUUCAGGAAGCACAGCUAAGCUACUGUAUUUUUCGCUCCAUAAGACGCACCUUUUUCCUCCUAAAAAGUAAGGAGAAAUGUCUGUGUGUCUUUUGGAGCGAAUGUGUGGUCGAUCGCUGGCUCCCUUUCCGGCUCCUUGCCCAGGCCUCUAUUGUUGAAUGUUCUGCAGACAGAGGCUGUUUGUUCCCCCAGCGACAUGUGACUGGCUGAUUAGAUUAUCUGUCUGGAAACUGUAGAAACGGCUCCCUUUCCUUUCCUAAAGAAGCUGCAGAACUGUGAGUUGAACCCCAUAAAAACAGGAUUUUUUCCCUUUGCAAAGUAAGCUCAACACCUUUGAGCUGAUCCUCAAAAAACAGGGCUUUCCCCCUUUCCUCCUCUAAAAGCUAGGCACGUCUUAUGUCAGGUGCGUCUUGUGGAGCGAAAAAUACAGUAGUUCUCUUCUCCAACUCUUUUCUUCCAGAGCACCCUGGCGUGUGUCCCAAAAGGGAACUGGUGUACACCUUUGCGCCCUGCAAUGACACCUGUAAAGAUGACCGAGACUGCCCCCUCAAACAGAAGUGCUGCUUCACUGGGUGCAGCCUGGGCUGCCUGGACUCAGGUACUGGCAAAGCCACACCCCUUUCCUCACACCUUUUCCUCUUGGGGUACCCGGGCAGUAACACAGAGCUAGUCAGCCCACACCCCAAACCUUCCAUUCUUCUUCCUACAGUCCGUAGUGACCGGUGCCAGUUGCCUCCUGAUGGUGGACCGUGCUACGCCUACAUGCCACGAUACUACUACAGCCCGUCGCGGAAGAGGUGCCUGCGGUUCAUCUACGGCGGCUGCAGGGGCAACAGCAACAGGUUCAAAACCAAGAAGGCAUGCGAGAAGGCCUGCGGGAAAAUCAGCCCAGGUACAGCGCAUGCCUUUCAUGCACUGCCAAAACCUCCUUGAAAGGGAGUCACAGCCCACAUGUCAGAGGAACACAAUUGUGCUCAAAGAGGCUUCUUAAAAGGGCAGGUCCACAUGAUGCAUUCUAAGCAUCUCUUCAAUGCACAUUUAAAGCAUGUGACUUCCCCCACAGAAUCCUGGGAACUGUAGUUUGUUAAGAGGACUGGAAAAGAUGGCUCUGUGAAGGAAAGCUGAAGUUCCCAGGAUGCUCUGGGGGGAAGUCAUGUGCAUUGAGUUUGCUUUUGGGAAUAUUAUUUAUUUGUUUAGCCAAAGCCACUGCAAAACAAAAUACAUUAAACAGAACCGUGUAAACACUGCACAGCUAAAAUAUUUAUUAAAAUCAGGCGUUCUGUCAGAUAAGGGUCUGCUCCCCUGAAGAAUUUAACUUACCAUUCCCACAAAUUUUUGUCCUUAAAAUUGCAGAUCUAAGGGCAAAACGAGCCUCUUUUUCAGAGGUAUUGGGGGGCCUGUCCUCCAAUAAAAUCCGAUACCCAAUCAAUGGCUCAACUAUGAGAUUUAAACCUUUGAACAAGGUUGCUCUUCAGUCUUCAUAGAUUGAGCAAACCAGGAAGUUGUAGGGUAAAUCUUCAGCCACAUGACCAAACUCUGCAUUCAGAAGGAAUCUGGCGAUAUUGUCCUUCAACUACGGCAGUGUGCGUGGGGCUGGAAGUGUGGGGCUGUAAAGGCUUUCACCAUUUGACAAUUUAACCUACAUGACUUUCUCCCGCCCUUCUGUUCAGGUCCAGUUCCUGUUCUUGCGUGCGUACUUACUCUUUAUUACUGCUGUUAUUUAUUACAUUUUUAUACUGCCCUGUAUCCACAAUUUCAAGGCAGCUCAUAACAUAAAACCACAAUAUAAAAACACAAAAUAGAUAAUAAAAAUAAAAGCAAGAACAACCCGACUCCCCAACACAUUGUAAAAGGUCAUAGGAUGUCAAUCAACCAAAGGCCUGGUUAAAGAGGAAUGUUUUUGUCGGGUGCCUAAAGGUGUAUAAUGAAGGCGCCAGGCAAACUUCCCUGGGGGUAGCAUUCCAUAGAUGGGGAGCCACUGCAGAGAAGGCCCCGUUCUCGUGUUGCCACCCUAUGGACCUCUUGAGAAGGAGGCACACGAAGGAGGGCCUCAGAAGAUGAUCUCAGGGUCCGAGUAGGUUCAUAUGGGGAGAGGCAGCCUUUUGCCUCCCAUUGAUGUAUGAGUUAUUUCUAUAUGGUGCUAAUGCUUUUGCUCUCUUGUUUUUUUAUGGGCAGAGAGGGGUGUUUUAUGUCGACUUUAUAUUCUGCAUUCAUUUGCUAUACAAUUGUGUGUGUGUGUAUCCACCACCACUUUUUCUACUUCCACCCCAGAGGUUUGCGAGCUGCCCAGUGAGACUGGCCCAUGUCGCGCUUACUCAGAAUUCUUCUACUACAAUUCAACUCUUUCCUCCUGCAAGAAGUUUGUUUAUGGCGGUUGCAAAGGGAAUGACAAUCGGUUUUACACGAGGCUGGAGUGCAAAAUGGUCUGUGGAACUUCAAGUAAACCAGGUGAGAAACAAAGAGGAUCUGUCCUUCAGGAAUGGGACUGGCUUGGGAAACAGACAGGAGGCAGGGUCUCCAACAUCUGCCCUGCUGGCCACGGACUCUUGUGUGCCAGUUCAAGGCAAGAGUCUCCUUCCUGCCCUUUAACUGUCUCUCUUUCCUUUCCACAGCAAACUCCACCACAACAUCUGACUGAGUCAUUCAUUGACAUAUUCCCUUGUCUGCACGAUUCUCCAGACUGACCCCUCAAAGUCCGAGGAAGAGACACCAACCUGGUACCCUGCCCUGGGGCCCUCGCCUCCCUCCCACCUCCACCUUCAGGGAGGCUGGUGGGGUCAACUCUGCUCUCCAAAAAUAAAGACAUGAGAUGUUCGGCUG
This is a messenger RNA of Podarcis lilfordi (Lilford's wall lizard), 8571 nucleotides long. The record is from the annotation of a GenBank genome assembly. NCBI's taxonomy places the organism in Eukaryota, Metazoa, Chordata, Lepidosauria, Squamata, Lacertidae.